Molecule: messenger RNA, 1041 nt
Organism: Arachis ipaensis
Lineage: Eukaryota; Viridiplantae; Streptophyta; Magnoliopsida; Fabales; Fabaceae
Source: RefSeq, a predicted model, not a curated record
AUGGGGGCAACCCCUUUCCAUCAUUUGAUCCUCGAGGUCUGGCUAACGAAGCAUUUCGAUAAGCCAACGGACAUGAGGUACGAUGGGACCCAAGACCCCCAAGAACAUCUAACAGCUUUCGAGGCCAGGAUGAACCUGGAAGGGGUAGGUGAUGAAGUAAGGUGUUGCGCCUUCCCCGUGACCUUAGCAGGACCGUCGCGCCUUCUUGGCACAGUUCACCAUGUGCAUUGCCAAAGUAAAGCACCUAAUCAACUUGCUGGGGUGACACAGAGAAACAGGAAACCGACCAGAAAGUACCUGGAUAGGUUCAAUGAUGAAUGUUUGGAAAUUGACGCCCUCACGGACUCGGUGGCCAGUUUAUACUUGACGAACGGGUUGCUGAACGAGGAUUUCAGGAAGCACCUCACCACCAAACCCGUGUGGACGAUGCAAGAGAUCCAAAAUGUGGUCAGGGAGUAUAUCAAUGACGAAGAGGUUAGCCAAGUCGUGCCAGCCAACAAGCGGGCUAAGGAGCACUCCAAGGACGGAGGGCCAGCUAAAGCUUUCAAGCCGUUUCCCCGGGUAGGAAAGUUUACAAACUACACCCCUCUGACAACCCCGAUCGUCGAGGUCUACCAGCAAAUAGCCGACAAGGGCAUCCUGUCGAAGUCCCAACAACUCAAGGACAGAACUGAAGGGAACAAAAACCUCUAUUGCGACUACCACAAGGGCUUCGGCCACAAGACCCAAGAUUGGAGCGAUCGUGACCGCGCCGGGGAUGACAAAAGCCGCGUUGUGAGGCAGAGACAGGAACCCGAGGAGGACAAUGAGUGCGGUUUCACUAUGGUAAAUGUUGUAGUCGGAAGAGAUGUUCCCCCCAGAUCGAAGUCGGCAAGCAGAAAAGACGCCAAGGUGUUAGCCGUGUCAUCAUCUAACUCCGUGCCUCCUUCCAGGAGGGUACCGUCAAUAUCAUUCAGGCACGAGGACCAAUGGUUCAACGAUUUUCUGGAGAACCCUCCCAUGGUGAUCAUAGCUAGAGUUGGAACCGGCCUCGUAAAGUGA